AUGGCUACCACCGAAGAUCGAGUGCUUGCAAAGCCUGCCGACCUCUGUUGUCUCAAAGGCUCCAUCCAUACCGGCGAGCAGAAGGGGGUGAUCGAAAGCAUCAAUGGAGUAGACACCUACGUGUCCAAGCCCAACCCGGACACAGCAAACAACAAUGUUAUUCUAUUCUUUCCUGAUGCAUUUGGACUUCAUAUCAACAGUUUCCUAAUGAUGGAUUCAUUCGCUGCCUGCGGGUAUCUCGUCUUAGGCGUUGAUUACUUCCUUGGAGAUGCGGUGACGAAGCAUUCCAAGACGCCUCUCAGCGAUCCAAACUUUGAUUUCCAGGCUUGGAGAAACAAGCACCUGCCGUCUUCUGAAGAAGUUGCCGUGAGAUGGGUCAAAGAUGUCCACGCAAAAUACGGCAAAGAUCCAGAUACAAAAUUCGCCUGUGUGGGCUACUGCUGGGGUGCGCGAUUCGUCUGUAGCCAGCUGUCCAAGACUGGCAUAUGCAAGGUCGGCGCCGUCGCUCAUCCCUCUUUCAUGAUGGAGAGUCAUGUGUCCGGGAUUGAGGCGCCCAUCUUCUUCUCGGUUCCCAAUACCGAUGCGCUCUUUGUGCCCGAGUCGCGAAGCAGAACGAUUGAAAUUCUAACGGAAGCAAACCGAGAUUUCAACAUGCAGAUCUUCUCAAAGGUUGGCCACGGGUUUGCCACACGAGCAUUUCUGUCCGAUCCCUACGAAAGAUGGGCAAAGGAGCAGAGUUUCAAGAGUUUUGUAGAUUGGAUUGAUCACUGGCUCUCAGAGAAGUGA
Messenger RNA from Capronia coronata CBS 617.96, 786 nucleotides. RefSeq lists its product as uncharacterized. Gene Ontology annotation, molecular function: hydrolase activity. The coding region runs from base 1 to 786 and encodes 261 amino acids. The record is from RefSeq and is a predicted model, not a curated record. Lineage: Eukaryota; Fungi; Ascomycota; Eurotiomycetes; Chaetothyriales; Herpotrichiellaceae. The transcript has 5 exons.